CACACGGCCAUCUGGAAGUAACUAGAGCAUUGUUAACCGCCGAUCCUGAGAUUUGCUAAAUGCUCGAUGGCUCUGGCAGAACGGCUCUCCAUAUCGCAGCGAUGAAAGGACAGCUCAGCGUUGUUCAUGAAAUACUGUCCUUCAGGCCUGACUCUGCCGACUUGCAUUCCACAGCUGGUGAAACCUUUUUACAUUCUGCAGUGGAGGCGAACCAGAUCGAAGUUGUCAAGCACGUGGUUGACCUUCUUGACACGUCCAAGCUUAUCAGGACAAAAGACAACGAGGGCAAUACAGUCCUACAUGUGGCUACCAGGAAAAAACUCAAGCAGGUAAGUAAGCAGUGGCCCACAAUUAGGUAGCCCUCCCGUAUUGAGAGAUUCUUGCUUUAUCAUAUAAAUUUUAAUGGAUUGAGGUGUUUGCAGAUGG
Molecule: messenger RNA, 426 nt
Organism: Cryptomeria japonica (Japanese cedar)
Lineage: Eukaryota; Viridiplantae; Streptophyta; Pinopsida; Cupressales; Cupressaceae
Product: ankyrin repeat-containing protein NPR4-like
Exons: 1
Coding region: 60-359 (99 amino acids)
Cellular component (GO): plasma membrane
Molecular function (GO): protein phosphatase 1 binding; protein phosphatase regulator activity
Source: RefSeq, a predicted model, not a curated record